AUGAUAGAAGAAUACAACAUCCAGCUGAACCCAAGAAUGAUUGCUAGGGCCCUUAAAGUUGCUAGGAAAGUUGUUAUUGGUAAUGCAAGGGACCAAUAUGGAAAAGUGCGUGAUUAUCUGAAUGAACUGCAUAGGAGUAAUCCGGGCACAACAGCAUUAGUGGAGACAAUUCCCCAGCCAGUUUCUUUUCCACUUUUUGAUAAGUUGUAUGUAAGUCUGAAUGCAUCUAAGAAGGGGUUUGAAGAGGGUUGCAGACCUCUAAUCGGCUUAGACGGAUGCUUUCUGAAAGGGUACUAUGGCGGCCAGCUCUUAAGUGCGGUUGGGCAAGAUGCCAAUAACCACUUCUUCAUCAUUGCAUUUGCAGUUGUCGCUAACGAAUACAGAGACACAUGGAAAUGGUUCUUGACACUCUUACAGGAGGACUUGGGAGAAGUGACACAGUUUGGCUGGAAUUUCAUUUCGGACCAGCAAAAGGGUUUGGAGCUGGCUAUAAAAGAAGUUAUGCCUAAUGCACACCACAGGAACUAUGUGCUUCAUAUUUGGAAGAAUUUUAUAAAGCAUUUCAAGGAUCAGCAAACAAAGAAUCUGGUAUGGGAAUGUGCACGAUGCACCACUUUCCAGGAGUUCAACACUGCAAUGGAAAAAAUGAAGAAAGUUAACACUGGAGCUUGGGAGUAUCUUCAAAGGUUUGAGCCUGCAGUGUGGACUAAGGCUUACUUCAGCCAUGGUCCUAAAGUUGACAACAUCACAAACAACAUGUGCGAGGUAUGGAAUGCGAAAAUUGUCGAAUACCGUGGGAAACCAAUUCUUUCUAUGUGUGAGGACUUACGUUGCUACCUGAUGAGAAAAAUGGCCACACAUAAAAGAAAGUUGGAGGCUUGUUCUGGUGUAUUGGCCCCUGUGCAACAGAAAAAUUGGACGAAAUUAUUAAGCCUAGUGCCAAUAAGUGGAGAGCAAUUUGGGCCGGAGAUAGCAACAAAGUUCUGUUUGAGGUGCAUAGGGGAAACCACAAGGCAUGCGGUAGCAGCCAUGUACAAGAUUGGCUUGAAGCCAGAGGAUUUUGUACAUAAAUGGCUGACAAUGGAGUCCAUUAGGGCCACGUACAAACAUUGCAUCAACUCUGUGAACAGUGAGGAGUACUGGAUUCCAUCUACUGCAGUACCAUGUGAUCCUCCACCAAUAAAGAGACCUGCACACCGCCCAAAAAUGAAAAGAAAAGUGGAUCCAGUUGAGAAAGAAAUGCACCCAAACAAGGCAAAGAAGACUUUUGAAGUCACAUGCAGUAAGUGUGGCGAAACUGGGCAUUACUACAAGACCUGCAAAAAUCAAGCUAAGGACCCAAACUGGACACCAAUGACCAAGAAAGAGAGAAGGGCUGCUAAGUUGCAGAUUGUAGUCACCAAUGUCCCCAGCCAGAACACACCUCAGGGUGUCAGGCCUUCUGCUCCACCAAUGGAAAACCAAUUUGCUCAAUCACCAAUGGGAAUCAGGCCUUCUUUUCCACCAACACCAAACAGCAUAUCCACGGAGACAAUGCAGGCAGCAAGUUCUGUGACUGCUUCAAGGCUUUUCAAGUUUAUUCCAACUCCUGGGUUCAUUCCACCAAGAAAGAAAUAA
This is a messenger RNA of Arachis ipaensis, 1617 nucleotides long. The record is from RefSeq and is a predicted model, not a curated record. Lineage: Eukaryota; Viridiplantae; Streptophyta; Magnoliopsida; Fabales; Fabaceae.